Messenger RNA from Nannochloropsis gaditana CCMP526, 178 nucleotides. Its product is annotated as dnak protein. The transcript has a single exon. Gene Ontology annotation, biological process: cellular response to unfolded protein; protein refolding. The record is from RefSeq and is a predicted model, not a curated record. The annotation marks the transcript as partial. Gene Ontology annotation, cellular component: mitochondrion; cytoplasm. Gene Ontology annotation, molecular function: misfolded protein binding; ATP-dependent protein folding chaperone; ATP hydrolysis activity.
AUGCGCGUGCUGGAAGAACCCACCGCGGCGGCCAUCGCCUACGGCCUCCACCAGAAACCCGACGUUCACCACAUCCUGGUCUAUGACUUUGGGGGGGGCACAUUGGAUGUGUCCUUGCUCUAUGUGCACGAGGGCUUCGUGACGGUGGAAGGGGUGGACGGGGACGACCAUUUGGGCG